AUGUCAUCAUUAAUUCUCUUAGAUUUGACUUUAGAGGGUGAUCCGGAAGAAUUUCCGGAAGGAAAGUUACUUAAACAAAUUCCGCAUUUCAUGUUUUUAAUUGGGGAAGUGUGCGACCUUGCCUACAAAUCAGAAAAUCUGGACUCAAUCCUGCGUAACAAAGACAAAUACAAAUUCGACCUCAUCGUUACCGACAUCACAAUUUUACCAUGUGGGGUAGCCCCACUUCAUGCCUUCCCAGACAUCCCCAUUGUGGGUGUGACUACGUUUUUGUUACCGCCGGAUUAUUCGCAUAUUUUCGGCAACAAUUUACAACCUGCUUACAUUCCUCAAUACUUCACCGAUUUGACUGACGACAUGAGUUUUAUGGAGAGGGUGUAUAAUUUUUUGGCGACCUACGGGACUGAAUUUGGAUAUUAUUACUAUUGGGACGAGUUUGAAGAGGCAGCCAAGAAAAAAUACGGAUCACAUCUCGCACCAUAUAUGAAAAAUAUUGACAGAAUUUCUUUAUUGUUGAGCAACACGAAUCCGUUGUUGGAUUAUCCUCAGCCCUUGCCUCCGAAUAUUAUUCCAGUAGGAGGACUUCAUGUUAAACCAGCUAAAAAACUUCCACAGGUAAAACUACUCGGUAUACAUAAUGAUGAUUUGGACAAAAGUCUUUAUUUUAUUAGGAUUUGCAAAGGAUUCUGGAUGAAUCAAAAAAUGGUGUAA
Messenger RNA from Aethina tumida (small hive beetle), 711 nucleotides. Its product is annotated as UDP-glucuronosyltransferase 2B31-like. Bases 1 to 711 code for a protein of 236 amino acids. The record is from RefSeq and is a predicted model, not a curated record. Gene Ontology annotation, molecular function: UDP-glycosyltransferase activity. The transcript has a single exon. Lineage: Eukaryota; Metazoa; Arthropoda; Insecta; Coleoptera; Nitidulidae.